This is a messenger RNA of Drosophila melanogaster (fruit fly), 1195 nucleotides long. RefSeq lists its product as uncharacterized. The transcript is spliced from 3 exons. Lineage: Eukaryota; Metazoa; Arthropoda; Insecta; Diptera; Drosophilidae. Bases 35 to 1114 code for a protein of 359 amino acids. The record is from RefSeq and is marked reviewed.
UAUCGAUAUUAAAUGGAGGAAAAGACCGUCGCUAAUGUUCCGAUUGUUACCUCGUUUUCCAGGAAAACUAUCUAUAAUGACUGGAGUUACCCCACCAAAACGCUCUCCCCUUUGGAUCGGCACACACAGCGGCACUUUUCACUGCGACGAGUUGGUCGCAUGUUUUAUGCUCAAGCAAUUGGAUGAGUACAAAAACGCAGAGAUUUUCCGCAGUCGGGACAACAAGGCUUUGAAGGAGAAGUGCGAUAUAAUUGUCGACGUGGGCGGCGUUUAUGAUCAUGCCAAGAAAUUGUACGAUCACCACCAAAUAACCUUCAAGGAGACUUUUAGUUCCGUUCGCCCAGAUGUAAGCGAGGACUACAACGUUGUCAGGCUAAGCAGUGCUGGACUGGUCUACUGUCACUAUGGCGAGCGUGUUAUACAGAGCAUCCUGCAGCGCGAAAAGGGAAUUAAACUCUCACCGGAAAACCUGCAAACGGCCUUUAUUCAGAUCUAUAGGAAUUUUAUCAACGAACUGGACGCAAUUGAUAAUGGAGUGCCCAUGUUCGAGGGCGUUGAGCCUAUAUACAAAAUCUCCACUCAUCUAUCUGCCCGCAUUGCCAAACUGAAUCCGUCCUGGCAGGAAACUGGCGUAGACAUCGAAGACCGAUUCAGACAGGCGAUGGAUACUGCAGGUCGUGAGUUUGUGGACAACGUUGUGGAGGUAUCAUGUUCCUGGAUUCCAGCCCGGGAUCACGUACGAGAGGCUCUUAAAAAUGCCAAGAACGUCCAUCCCACCGGCGAGAUUCUUGUGUUGAAGAAUUUCUGCCCCUGGAAGUCUCAUCUGUUCGAUCUUGAAAAGGAGUACAAGGUGGAGGGUGUGCCCAAGCUGGUCGUCUUCAACAGCGGCAAUAGUUGGCGAGUGGCCGGAGUUCCAGUGACGCCUGGCAGCUAUCUGGGCCGCAAAUUUCUGCCCACUCCUUGGCGCGGACUGAUGGACGAUGAACUAUGCGAUAAGGCGAGCAUCAAAGAUCUCGAAUUCAUCCAUCACACAGGAUUUAUUGGCGGGGCAAAAACCGAGGAGGCUGCCAUGUUGUUGGCCAAGAAAUCCACCGAGUGGACAGAAGAGCAAUAAUAUAAUACGACUUAAAGUUAUGCUUUUGAAAUUGAAAAACAAUAAUUAGAUCGCAUUUAAUUCUGGUGUUAUUACGCAUUU